Molecule: messenger RNA, 1430 nt
Organism: Aaosphaeria arxii CBS 175.79
Lineage: Eukaryota; Fungi; Ascomycota; Dothideomycetes; Pleosporales
Exons: 2
Coding region: 89-1240 (383 amino acids)
Source: RefSeq, a predicted model, not a curated record
CACAGCCAUAACUCGGCCCCGCCUUGAUAGUUCUAAUAAGAUCGUAGGAUCUUUUUCUAUCGGUUCCAUUAUAUAGAAUAUCACAAAAAUGGAUUCCACAUAUGUUAUGGACGUCGACAUGGACGCUCCAACCACAUCUACAGCAUCAAACACAAUGACUUCACAGCCCUUUCCACAUCAUUCGGCAACAUCUGAUUACAUCCCACUUGGUGUCUCUGAACCGCAAAGCACACAUCCACCAAAACACAACAUCUCAUCAGCAAUGGAAGCCGGUCCCCUGGGAGAAUCCAUCCCACCACAAGCAACCUCCAAAGAAUCCCUCAAAGCCGCCCGCGACGCUGAGCGCAAGCGCAACCGGCAGGCGGCGCUCCUCAAAAAAGGCAUGCCAUCCGAUCCCGCCCUCCAGGAAGAAUGGCACCGCACGCGCAAGGAGCAAGGCCUCGCCUCAAUGACGCCCUCGCAGCGGGACUUCCUAGCCCGGAAACAGGAAGACAAGGCGUGGCGCGAGGAGCACAAGACGGAGAUCCGGCGUGCGAGGCGCGAGAGGAAGAAGUUGAGGGUCAGGGCGGAGGCGGCGGGCAAGGUCGAGGCGAGGUGUUGUAUUUUCUUUCAUACGAUGGAUCAGUGGGAUCCGUCGAUGUUUGAGCCGGGGAAGGUUUACGUGAGGUUGCAUUCUGGGUUUGAUGUUGAUGAUUCCCAUCUCUUCGCCAUCGCGGACGCCCAUCCCGUCUUCUGUGCAGAGCUCGAGAAAGUCGAAGUCGGUUCCGUGCAAGUCAAGUUGGGGUCGAAAGUCACUGACGCAGGCGCCCUCGCGGUUGCGAGAUCAUGUCCCAACCUCGUGAGCCUGACGUUCAACUUCGGGGUCCAGGUCAGCGACCAAGCUUGCAUAGAGAUCCUGCGAACGUGCGAGGACCUCGACACGUUGACUGUCACAGGUCACGAUUCGCAGCACGGUGUUAUCACGGAUGCGCUGAUUAAAGCGCUUCUUGAGGACCCAGGGCUUGGAGAGAAUCUGGAGACGUUGGUGCUGGUCCAUCAGGAUGUUACGAGGGCGCUGGUGGAGCAAUUAAGCAAGGCGAGGCCGGAACUUGAGAUUAUUGAGGGGAAUAGGCAAGUCCAAAUUGUCACGUGGGAGAAUGGCGCGAUUGUGAGGAUACAUCUUCUCUCUAAGGGGUGUGCGGUGUUUGCGGAUUAUGGGAGGAUUACUCCGGUGGAUUCGGAGAUGAUGAUCGAUGAUUGAUUUAGCGGUUGCACGGGAUGAGGAAGGAGUAGUAUACGAUACCCGUGGGAGUUAGAAGGCUGGGUUAAAGGAUAUUUACACACGCAGACCACGCAGACCAAAAGAUACACAGCACAAGCAAUGUCACGAAUUGCAUCAAAUCCAUUCAUACGAACUACAAAAUAGCGAACUUCCUCAAACCAAAUCUAAC